AUGUACUGCUCGAGCAUCAAGGUCGCCGCUCUGGCGCUCCUCGCGGCCUCGGCCGCCGCAAAGGUGAUCGUUGUCAACGUCGGCCAAGGCGGCUUCACCUACUCGCCCAACAACAUCAAGGCAGUAGCCGGCGACCACGUCGAGUUCCACUUCUUCGGCGAGCACACGGCCGUCUCCGGCGACUUCAGCAAGCCCUGCAGUCCCGCCACGACUGGUUUCUACUCGGGCCAGAUGCAGAGCAAGGGAAUCUUCAGCGUCCCCAUCAACAACACGGACCCCAUCUUCUUCUACUGCGCCAUCGACGGCCACUGCCAGGGCGGCAUGGUCGGCGUCAUCAACGAGGGCAGCGACAAGCUUUCGGCCUACAAGUCCGCCGCCGCCAACACCGACAGCAGCAGCGCCCCGGCCAACGCCUACGGCGGCACCAACGGCCCCUCCCCCAGUGGCGGCGCGUCCUCGUCGGCGAGCGGUGCCUCCGCCAGCGGCACGGCCACCAAAGCGACGACUGGUUCGGCAACGGGCUCCGGCACCGGCACGGCUGCCUCCGCCUCGCCCACCACGACGAGCGGCAGCCAGCCCGGCGGCGCUGGCCAGCUGACCGGCGCCGUCGCGGGCGUCGGUGGCCUUGCGCUGGCUGUUGCUGCCUUGGUCGCGUUGUAG
Purpureocillium lilacinum is the source of this 660-nucleotide messenger RNA. RefSeq lists its product as uncharacterized. NCBI's taxonomy places the organism in Eukaryota, Fungi, Ascomycota, Sordariomycetes, Hypocreales, Ophiocordycipitaceae. The record is from RefSeq and is a predicted model, not a curated record.